Exophiala spinifera is the source of this 840-nucleotide messenger RNA. RefSeq lists its product as uncharacterized. NCBI's taxonomy places the organism in Eukaryota, Fungi, Ascomycota, Eurotiomycetes, Chaetothyriales, Herpotrichiellaceae. The record is from RefSeq and is a predicted model, not a curated record. The coding region runs from base 1 to 840 and encodes 279 amino acids. The transcript has 2 exons.
AUGGCUCGCUUCUUUUCCAGACUCAGUCGCCGUUCGACUUCUCGAGUUUCAUCCGAAGCUCUUACAGACAAUUCUUCAUCCCGUCAGCCGGAUACCAGAGCCGACAUGGUAUUCUCUGUUCCGGAGCUCUCAGCAGACAAUUCUGUCGGGAACACAACACUCUACGAUACUGAUCAGACCGCUGAAAAGGACGAGUGGCUUGGGGGACUACAUAUAGGCGAGGCAUUAGCUUUGCUCUUACUUCGAAGGGUGUCUAACUCUGAGAGCAUCGCGUCUUUAAUGGAGUCCCUCCGUCAAGAACAUGAGGCCUUUCAGUAUGACCAUCUUUACCAUCAACUUCGCUUGAAGGGGGUUCGGCUGUAUCGAUUGUCUGAACAACGCUUCUUCCAAGGAGAUAUCAACUUCAAAAAAGAGUGCUUAGGGUGGAUCGGUGCCAUCCGUCGGCGGGGAACACUACAGGAACAACAUGUUCUAGAGGGUGCCAUUCAUGACACUUUUCGCAUGUAUUGUAUGGUUCCGAUCAGCCAAAGCAAUAACGCGAGUGCGGUUCACACAGUCGCAGCGGUGCAGGCAGAGCCAUCAGAUGAAGAUUCGGAUUCAACUGACACCGGGGUUGAAAUGUGGAAAUACACCACGACGCUGCAGGACAAAUUCCUGGGCAAGAGUUUAGCUCCUCUCUACCGAGUAUUGGAAAUUCAAAAGCACCCCGAUCCCCCCCUCUGGGAGUCAACGAUAACAUAUCGUGGCACGACCUUGUCCGCAAUGGCCGGAAACAGAAAGCUCGCAAAGCACAGAAGUUCCAAGAAAUUGUGCGACCAUCUUGAAAUCACAGUCGCUUGA